Molecule: messenger RNA, 1436 nt
Organism: Erinaceus europaeus (western European hedgehog)
Lineage: Eukaryota; Metazoa; Chordata; Mammalia; Eulipotyphla; Erinaceidae
Gene: CD40
Product: CD40 molecule
Exons: 9
Coding region: 95-904 (269 amino acids)
Biological process (GO): TRIF-dependent toll-like receptor signaling pathway; positive regulation of B cell proliferation; response to type II interferon
Cellular component (GO): external side of plasma membrane; CD40 receptor complex
Molecular function (GO): antigen binding; signaling receptor activity; protein binding
Source: RefSeq, a predicted model, not a curated record
CUCCUCUUUAUGGGAGGAGCCGAAGACUGGGGCAAAGUAGUUGUGGAAGCAGGUCUCGGGCAGAGGGUUCGAGUCGCCGGCUUCUCACCUCGCCAUGGUGCGCCUGCCUCUACAGUGUCUCGUCUGGGGUUGUUUGUUGACUGCGGUUUACCCAGAAUCAUCCACUACAUGCAGAGAAAACAAAUACUACAAAAACGGCCAGUGCUGUGAUUUGUGCCCACCAGGGAAGAAACUGGUGAAAGACUGCAUAGAGAACUCCCAAACAGAAUGCAUUUCUUGCAAUGAUGAUGAAUUCCUACCCUCCUGGAAUGCAGAGACACGCUGUCACCAGCACAAAUACUGCGACCACAACCUAGGACUCCGGGUCCAAAAGAAGGGAACCUUGAAAUCAGACACCAUUUGCAUGUGUGAUGAAGGCCAACACUGUACCAGUGAAGCCUGUGAAAGAUGUAUUCUGCACAGUUUAUGCUCCCCUGGAUAUGGGGUCAAGCAGAUUGCUACAGGUAUUUCUGACACCAAGUGUGAACCCUGCCCAUUUGGCUUCUUCUCCAAUGUGUCAUCCUCUUCUGAAAAGUGUCGCCCUUGGACCAGUUGUGAGACCAAAGGCCUGGAGGAGCAGCAGCCAGGGACUAACAUGACUGAUGCUGUGUGUGGUUUCCGGCCUCGGAUGAGAGCUCUGGUAGUGAUUCCCAUCACCAUUGGGCUCCUGUUUGCUGUUGUGCUGUUGUCUUUCUGCAUCAGAAAGGUGGCCAGUAAUAAGGAGCCAGUGGUUGAGGUCCUCCCCAUGAAGCAUCCUGUGGAGACAGAGGACUUGCCUCCCGUGCAGGAGACUUUACAUGGAUAUCAGCCGGUCACCCAGGAGGAUGGCAAAGAGAGCCGCAUCUCAGUGCAGGAGCGACUGUGAAGCUGCAUGCCUAGGCACUGGCAAGUGGGCACAGAGCAGGGUGAAAGAGGCCACAGCUGGUCACCAUUCCUUUGCCUGUACCCCUGCCUGACCCGUGAGCAGGGAACUCUGGGUAACCAGCUUCUCAUUUGAACCUGGAACUCAUACCAUCUCUCAACUUGCUUUGAAACAUGGAGGCAAAAUCUUUUUUUUUUCUUUAAUUUAUUUUUUUAUUACUUUUUUUUUGUGGAGAGAAGGCACAUAAGCAUAUCCACCAAACCCUACAACCCAGCUGUUGGCCACCCAGAGACAAGUGGUGAUUUCCAUGAACCCAGAGAGACCUGCACACACAAGCAUUCACUGCAUUGUUGUUUGUGACAGUGAACAACUGGAAGCUACUCAGCUGUUCUUCAACAAGGGACUGACUGAAUAAAAGUGAUAUAUUUAUACAACAGAAUCUCAAAAAUGCUAUCAAGGGGAAAAAAGUUUACAGGACUGCAAAUUACGAAACUAAUUUAUUUUAUUUUAUAAUUACAAACUGGUUUUUAAAAAG